Messenger RNA from Neltuma alba, 1461 nucleotides. Its product is annotated as transcription factor MYB97-like. Lineage: Eukaryota; Viridiplantae; Streptophyta; Magnoliopsida; Fabales; Fabaceae. The record is from RefSeq and is a predicted model, not a curated record. Bases 1 to 1461 code for a protein of 486 amino acids. The transcript has 3 exons.
AUGGCGACCAAUAAGGAGGAGGCAAAACAUGAAAGGAAGGCACUUGGGAUGACGGGUGAAAAUGGAGGAAGUGGCACGGUGUCGGAGGAGGUAGUUCUAAAGAAAGGACCGUGGACGGCGGCGGAGGACGCGGUUCUGGUAGAGUAUGUGACAAAGCAUGGAGAAGGGAACUGGAAUGCAGUACACAAAAAUACAGGACUAGCUCGUUGCGGCAAGAGCUGUAGGCUGAGAUGGGCGAACCAUUUGCGACCCAAUUUGAAGAAGGGUGCUUUCUCUCCUGAGGAAGAGAAGCUCGUCCUAGAGCUUCAUGCGCAGUUUGGUAACAAAUGGGCCCGCAUGGCUGCUCUUUUACCUGGGCGUACGGACAAUGAAAUCAAGAAUUAUUGGAACACAAGGGUGAAGCGUUGUCAACGGCAAGGACUGCCUCUUUAUUCCGAUGAACCUGGUCGUUCCACUACCUCUGCUAAACCCAUCGCCGUCGGUCUUCCUCCUCCUGCCUCACAGAUCGAGUUCCUUCAUCACCAUCACUAUCACCCUUUGUCUUCUCCCACCCCACCUCCCCAUUCUCCUCUAUCAUCGCCACUUCAGCCUAAACCUUCCAUUUCUGACCCCAUGAUUCCUCUUUCUUCCCCUUCUUCUUCUACGUCCUCUCAUUCCUUCAUCUUCAGCCGCCCCACUCCACUUCUGUCUAACCCACUUGGCUUCAAGCGAUUCCGCACUUCUUCUGGUUAUCCCAUACGAGUGGCUCCCACUACUAUUGUAACCUCUACUUCACUUCCAGAUCAGCCACUGACGGCGGCUCAGUCUGUCGAGUAUCCUGGAUUCCGAUUUACUGGUCAAGUUAACUCUGGUUUAUCUCAUAUUUAUCAUGCUCCAUUGUUAGAGUACAAUCGAGGAGGGAUUUUCAACCAAUUUGCUAAUUCUCCUGCAAAACUUGAGCUCCCUUCAAACCAAUUUUCCCAGUCUAAUAUUAUACAGCCAGAGAGUAAGUUUAACAUCCAAAUGAACAAUGGUGGUGCUAUGAAGAACAGUGGCGGUGGUAAUGGGUUUCUGAGAGAUCCUCUCUUUGAAGCUCAGACUUUGACAUCUGACCAGACGGCACUAAAGAAACGAAAUUACUUCUAUCCAGAUGAAUUGCAUCUUAACUCUUCUGACUGGUCUUCAAAUGCAGAACUGGAACUGAAGGAAGAAGCACAAGAUAACCUGAGUAAAUCCAUGAACGACGACUUAUCUUCAAUGCUUGCCGUCAUGCCAUCGACCCUGUCAAUUUCAGAUUGGCCUAACGGCGGCAGUGCUGCAGAAGAAGUUUCUGCCAAUGUUCAAUCUUCUGGUGUCAUUCCAGACGAUAAUUUUGGACUUGACAAUAGACCCAUUGCUUCUUUCUUUCCCAUAACAAGCACAACAAAUCAGAAUGACAAUUCUGGAUGUUACUCUUGGGACGACUUACCAGGAUUUUGCUGA